This is a messenger RNA of Tuber aestivum (summer truffle), 2562 nucleotides long. NCBI's taxonomy places the organism in Eukaryota, Fungi, Ascomycota, Pezizomycetes, Pezizales, Tuberaceae. The record is from the annotation of a GenBank genome assembly.
AUUCUUCCACCCGCAAAACCUCAACCAGUCUACCUCAAAUUUCGAUUCUGGGAAACAAUCAAACUUCAAUACGCUAGGAGUGACUCAAUUGCUAGUACCUCCCCUACAAUGUCUAGUCCCGUACCAGCCUCAACUCCACCAUGUCCGGACUCCCUGCGGCAUACUUCUUCCAGUCCUGACGCACCCAAUCCUGUUAAGAAGAGAUCACUUUCGGGCGCGGGCAGUGAUCCGACAAGAACAGAAGACGUCAGUCAGCCGGAUAGCGGUAACGGUGAUGUGAACGUCAUGGUUAUCGGUACGGGCGCCGCUGGGCCAGCCAAGAAACGGACAAAGUUGACCGAGUCUGAGAAGGAAGCUAGAGAAAAAGAGAGACUGGAGAGGGAGAACGAGAGGCAUGCUAAGGAAAAAGAAAGGCUUGCUAAAGUUUGUGCUGCGCCAUACUCCACUCCUGAAGGAUGUUGACUGAUACCUGAUCGUUACAGAGAGCCGAACGGGAUGAGAAGAAACGUAUUAAGAAUGAGGAGAGGAGGAAAAGGGAAUAUGAACAAACUAAGAAAGAGAAGGUAGUAGCGGUUUCUCAGAGGGACUUUUUGGGCAUGGGUGCAUAUACUUAUCAAUUUUCUGGAAUAGGCACAAAUGCGUCUCGGGUCGUUUUUUAUCAAACCUACCGUCGGGAAUAAACCUCAAUCGACCCCUUCUUCAACUACCAACACGUCAACCCAAAUAGUUGGUGAUAGCCCGCCUCCCCCGCCUCCACCCGAUGUUGAUCUGAAGAGACGGGAGCGGACGGAUUAUGAACGUAGUUUUCAUCCAUUUUUUGUGAAACCAAAUGUUAUCGUCGCUCCUGUACCGUUCCAGCGUGAUGAUGAUUACAAGCUUGUUAUCAGAAAUGUACUUGAUAACGCUCUCUUCCCCCCUAAAGAUCCGCCGAGUUCUACCGCGGAUUGUGAAUCCGGCUCCGGCCAGUCUACUUCUGGAGGCGCUGGUAAGACACGUACGGGCGAACGGAUGGAAGAGCUAAUGCAUAUUCCUUACCACAAGCGUGUUCCCCGUGGAAAGCCUCCCAAAUACUCUACGAAAGACAUCCUUAUCAGGCUUAAUACACCUGACAGUUCAUCUUUACUACCUCUAGCUGAUCUCGAGGGUAUCAACCCAAACAAGCUCCCUACAAUUUAUCUUGACUUACUCAAUUCCCUCCCUUUUAAGUUCCUACGGUUUGCAGAGGAUGUUCGGCCUCCCUACUCCGGGACCUACACAAGAAAACCCGCCUCGUCCGGUUUGUUGCGCGGCCGCAAUCCCUUUCAAAAGUCACUACCCAAAGUCGAUUACGAAUAUGAUUCUGAAGCCGAGUGGGGGGAGGAUGUUUUGGACUGCGAUGGCGAAGAACUCUUGAGCGACGAAGAGGACGAUGAAGAUUGUGGUAGUGGUGAUGAGGAUCUCGAGGAGUUCCUAGAUGAUGAGGAUGAGGAGGGCGCUGCUAGCAAGAACCGUCGCGGAGUAGUAUCCACCCUUAUUCCCAUCUGUUCGGGUCUGUGCUGGGAGGACCCUAUGGGGAAAAACCCGAGAAAGGAGUUUGGGGAGAUGAGUCUCGGUAUGCUAAUAGGUAUAUAUUUUUGCUCUACAAUUCUUCAAUAUCUAUUUUCCGUAUCUGAUGGUUUAUAUAUAAUCGCAGACGGGGUAUCGGGACCUAUUGAUCCAUUUUCGACAAGUUACUGGAAUCCUGUAGCACCUCCACAGCUGCAAUCCGCGCAGGUAGUUCAUAAUCCGAUUAAGGCCAUGAGCCAGUUCUUCCAAGCAACAGGAAAUAGGAACCCCCAAUCAACAAUGCCGCCUCCCGGGGCGUCCGUUAGUACCGCUCAGGUAGUCACCGGAGAACCCUCGAAGCAGCCCAAGCCCAAGCAGCUAAUACCUGCCGAGGAUAUGGCUGCCUUCAAACGAGCCAUUGAAGGUAGCGACUUGACGAAGGCUGCCAUGAUUGAACAUCUUAAAAAGGUUUUCCCGCAGCUUAAUAAGCAGGCAAUCAAGAACUCGUUGGGCCAGGUUGCCCAAAGGAGAGGCCAGACUGAGAAGGAUAAAAGAUGGUUUUUGUGUUGAUUCAUCUCCCUUGCUCCCCUUACCAUCUUGCUCUUUUCAUACUCGUUUCCCUUUUAUGCUGGUUUGGCGAAUAGAUCGGGUGUUCUUUCUCUAGAGGCUUUUAAUUUCCCUCAUCUUUUUUUUCUAUCUUUAUCUUGUAUUAUCUUUACCAUUGGGGGGGCUGUAUUUGAUAACUAGGGAUCCUCUUAGCAUUGUUCGAGGUUCUUUUUUUUCUUGCACUCUAGGUGGGGCGAAUUAUAUGUGGAGUAUCGUUACGCAAAACUAGUGGUUGAUGAACAUUUCGGUACUACCUUUCUUCCCUUGUAACCUUUCUUCCGACCAUGCAUGUUUUUCUCUCUCUUGUUCCAUUUUGGCUCGAACUGAGGGUGAAUGGUUUGGUAAAGGCGAUACAUGUACAUAUCCGUUCCAGGGAGCGGGUUCUAAAAGGAUUCGUUAUAGGUGCUCUCAUCUAUCGAUUCGUCGAGAAAA